GCGGAUCUCCAAAGUGCUGCCCCGGGAAGGGGGAACUUCGAAUCCGGCUUAGAAGCGCCCCUGCCAGAAGCGGUGAAUAGAGCCCAAAAGUGAAAGUGAAAUGAACAAGGCUAAUCUGUACGAGCAGGCGAACGGUGUGCAGCGGCGUGAUGCGAUGGAGAUUUUGAAAGAAUACGCACCCCUCCUCGGCUGCCGCCGGGGUGGCGAAGACGUUGCGCUGCUGGACAUCGGUUGCGGGAGUGGCGACGUGCUGGUAGACUUCAUUCUGCCCGUGCUCGGUCGGGGAACCGGGCCGGUGGGGCGAGUUCUUGGGACGGACAUCUCGGGGCAGAUGGUGCGCUAUGCGCGCGAGUCGUACCGACAUCUGAAGACGGUCGAGUUCGAUACGCUCGAUAUUGGGUCGAAGCUGGAAGCGUCAAAUCUUGCACGGUGGGGCCAGUUUAGCCAUGUGACUUCCUUCUAUUGCUUGCACUGGGUACAGAACCAACACACGGCUUUCUCCAACAUUUAUCAACUACUGCAGACCGGAGGUGACUGCCUGUUGGUGUUUUUAGCCAACAAUCCCAUCUUCGACAUAUACAACCAACUAUCUCGUUCGCCCAAAUGGUCCAAGUACAUGUACGACGUGGAGAAGUACAUCUCACCGUACCAGUACUGCGAGAAUCCGGCCAGCGAGAUCGAAGAUCUGCUAUGCACGGUGGGCUUCCAGCACUAUCAAAUACAGGUACGCGACAAGCUGUACGUCUACGAGGGAUUGGACAAUCUGAAGAGAGCAGUGCUGGCUGUAAAUCCGUUCAGCGAACGGAUGCCUUCCGAGCUGCAGGAUAAGUUUCUGCUCGAUUACAUUGCAGUUGUACGGGAGAUGUAUUUGGCCAAAACUGCCACCGAGGAAAAUGAUGCGAAUCUACAAUUUAUUUCACCGUACAAGUUGGUGAUUGUGUAUGCGAAGAAGUAGUUCUCACACGGACUUUCUGCGAUUCUGGAGAGCAAUGCAUUCUUCACUCCCAAUUUAGCUAAUUUGUAAAAACAAAAUAAACUUUUCACCUAAUUCAAGGGGAUAGUUAUAUAAAUCACUAGCAAAGUAUUGGAAUGGUUUAAAUGAUCAAUAAAUUUUCUCAAUAAAUUAAAGAGACCUU
This is a messenger RNA of Anopheles moucheti, 1136 nucleotides long. RefSeq names its product juvenile hormone acid O-methyltransferase (gene jhamt). The record is from RefSeq and is a predicted model, not a curated record. NCBI's taxonomy places the organism in Eukaryota, Metazoa, Arthropoda, Insecta, Diptera, Culicidae. The transcript is spliced from 3 exons. The coding region runs from base 101 to 955 and encodes 284 amino acids.